UUGGCAAAUAUCGUCAGACAUCAUAAAGAAUUGAAGCAAAGAGAAGGUCUAUUCAACCACAAUCGCGCUCAAUUUUUCAGAUACAAAAGAAUGGUUAGAGCUUUACAAAGCGAUGAGUACAAGAAAAAAAGGCAAGCUGCCAAAUUAUCUCCAAUUUUGAACGAUGUCGAUGCAAUGAAGAUCUUUGUUGUACUAAUCAAAAACAAAAUGGUUUUACCAGUUGAAAAAAUUUCGACCAAGGAAGCAAGAGAAAAAGAUUUAAAACCAGUCAAGGAUUAUCCAACUCUAGUUUUAAAAACUAAAGCGAGUUUGACACCAGAUGAAUAUUAUGUUUGGAACUAUAAUCCAACAAAACCAAAGGACAUCAUUUACGGUAUCUUGGUUUUAAUUCUAAUACUUACAAUUGUCUUAUUCCCAUUGUGGCCACCAAAAAUGAGAUUGCUUGUGUACUAUAUAUCUGUUUCCUUGAUGGGUUUAAUUGGGGCAUUCUUUGGUUUGGCUAUCGUCAGGUUGAUUGUUUAUAUUAUCAGUUAUUUUAUACUACCAAAGGGCUUUUGGAUUUUUCCAAAUUUGUUUGCAGACUGUGGAUUUGUUGAAAGUUUCAUUCCAUUGUACGGCUGGGAUGAAACU
Molecule: messenger RNA, 630 nt
Organism: Ascoidea rubescens DSM 1968
Lineage: Eukaryota; Fungi; Ascomycota; Saccharomycetes; Ascoideales; Ascoideaceae
Gene: SEC62
Product: Sec63 complex subunit SEC62
Exons: 1
Biological process (GO): post-translational protein targeting to membrane, translocation
Cellular component (GO): endoplasmic reticulum membrane; endoplasmic reticulum
Source: RefSeq, a predicted model, not a curated record